AUGCCACACCGCAUUAUCACCCAUAAAUUCGCAUCUGACCAGAAACUGAAUGCUGCGGUGCGUAAAUACCGUGGAGACGUCACCUGCCCAAAAAGGCUCUUAGGUCUGAAGGUGUACAAGAACACGCGGUUCACAUACAAGACUAGCAACCAACCAGAAUGUCACGUGGUUGGUGAGCUGAGUCGUCGAGAAGUUUCGUUUCACGGCAUCCUGUUUUUGACGGAACGGACCUCAGCAUUUAUAACAGGGGUCGGGAGCCUGGACAAAGUACCAGAGGCCGAAGAGUCCAACUGUUUGGACGAACACGUUGGACCAUGCAGUUCGGCAACGCGGUAUUUUGUUCUCACCUCAUUGGUCAACGACGCUUUAGCGCUUCAGGACAACUCAUGGAAAAUGUGCUGA
This is a messenger RNA of Soboliphyme baturini, 402 nucleotides long. Lineage: Eukaryota; Metazoa; Nematoda; Enoplea; Dioctophymatida; Soboliphymatidae. The record is from the annotation of a GenBank genome assembly.